GUGUCCCUGAGAAAUAGAGAGAGAGAGGGAGGAGAGUACUGAGCUGAGAGAAAUCUGUCAGAUUCAAACAGUCUGUGUGUAUGUGUGUGUGUGUGUGUGCAUGAUAGAAAGGGAACGAAGGAUGAGAAGAGAGGUGGAGAGCUGAGGAACAGAUAGAAAGAGACAGAAGAGGACCACAAAGUGAGGCCAGCUCACCUAUGGAUCAGCAUUCACAUCGGAAACCCUGGGGAUUCCAUGGAUACAUCGACCCGACUCACAUCCCCGCCAGUCGACACUGAUGCCGAUACACUGCACCCAGCUGUAGAGCAGUGAGGCCAAGGGGUCAGGGGUGAAAGGUCACAGAGAACUGAGAAAGACCAGGAGCUGAGGUUGAGAGGUUUCGGAAGGGGGGAGGACCGCAAGGCUACGAGAAGCCAUCGUGAAGGAAGGUCUCAGUGACAGACGAGAGUCGGGGAAUCAAAGAUGAUGACUUCACAUGGAAAGCUGAGGCGGGAGAAGGGGAGCCUGGCCGAGUAUGAAUCGCAGAUGAAAGACCUGCGGGCCCAGCUGACAGACCAGAUCAAGAUUUUAGACUCUCAGGUGGAGGUGAAACAGCAGCAGCUCUCAGACCUGUCUGAGUUUCUCCGCCGUCGGGGUGACAUCGAGUCUGAAUAUGCACGAGCCCUUGACAAACUCACAGAGAGAUUUACCCACAAAACAAAAAAGAAGGAGCAGUGGGGACAGUCCGUGUGUCAGGUCUGGUCUGUUUUGCUGACUCAGACUCGUCUGGAGAGCCGGGAACAUGCAGCACUGGGCGACACCUGCUGCAACGCGCUCACACAGAGGCUGACAUACAGUACAGAGGACACACACCGCCUGCACAAAAGGAGCAAAGAAGUUGGAAUCCAGAUGCAGGAUGAGCUGCUGAAGGUCACCACUGAACUGCAGACGGCCCUAAAGACGUAUAACCAGUACCACACAGACUGCCUGAUAGCAGAGGGGAAACUGAAGGAAGCCGAGCGGUUGGAGGAGAGACACACCGGCAAGUCAGCUGAACUCGGCCCUGGUCAGUUGGUAGGGCAGAGGCGGAGUUCUGUUAAGAAGAUGGAAAGAUUAAUGGAGAAGAGGCAUGGCAGAGUGCAGGAGACCCAGCUGAAGUGUACCAAGGCACGUAAUGACUACUUGCUGAAUCUAGCAGCAUCAAACGCAGCCAUGAACAAGUACUACCUGCAGGAUGUCAGCACCCUCAUUGAUUGCUGUGACCUUGGUUUCCAUCUGUCUGUGGAGAGAGUGAUGAAAUGCUACCUGGCCAGUAGGUGGCGCAUUCAGAAGACAGAAGAGACGGGGCUUAAGCAGUUGGAGUCUGCAGUGACGUCCCUGGACCAGAGUGGAGACAGAGAUGCAUUGCUGCAGCAACAUGACGCCGCCUUUUGCCUUCCGUUCAGAUUCAACUACCAUCCACAUGAAGGAGACCAGGUGUGUGAGGUCAGUGCGGAGAGCCAGGUGAGGUACGAGUUGGAGACCAGGUUCCAGCAGCUUCAGUCUCGACUUGCUGCUGUUACUUUGGAAACAGAGGAGAUCAGUAAAACGCUUAAAGCCACACUCGCCGCCCUUCUGGAUAACAUGUGUGACAGCGACUCUAACCCCUCCCCUGACGUGCCCAGCAGCCUAUCACACGAGCCACCUGGAGGAGGCACCCUACCAAAACUUACCCUUGCCAAGCGUCGAGCCAAUCAACAAGAGACAGAGACCUACUACUUUACAAAAGUGAAAGAGUUCCUUACCAGCAGCUCUCUGGCCUCCAAACUUCAAGCCAAACAUGAUCUUCUACAAGAUGCCAUACAGAAAGCUGAGGCCGUUGACAGUGACCCUUCCAGAAUGCAAUGUGCUCGGUCAGUGCGUGUUCGGAAGUCCAGACCUGUUUCCCAAUUCUGCCACACACUCUUCACCACAGACAUACUGUCCUACAUAGAGAGCUCUGGACAGCAGAUUCCUGUGGUGGUUGAAAGCUGCAUCCGUUUCAUAAACCUUCACGGCCUCCACCAUGAAGGAAUUUUCAGAGUUCCAGGCUCACAGAGGGAGGUGAAUCUCAUCAGAGAUGCAUUUGAAAGAGGAGAGGAUCCUCUGUCAGACAGUGAGUGUGACCUGGACUCUGUGGCUGGCGUGUUGAAGCUUUACUUCAGGGGCCUUGAGCCUCCUCUCUUCCCCUACGACAACUACUCUCAGCUGCUGGAGUGUGUCCAAAUCGAGGAGGAGGCAGAGAAAGCCACCCAGAUUAAAGCGAUUGUCUCCACCUUCCCGAGGCCUCUCCUCAUCGUGAUGCGUUACCUUUUCGCUUUCCUCAAUCAUGUGUCUCAGUACAGUGACGAGAACAUGAUGCAGCCCUACAACCUGGCUGUUUGCUUCGGUCCAAGCCUGCUGAGGGGGAUAGAUUCUGAUGAUGCUGUUGCUAGGCAGCCACAGGUUAACGACCUUGUCAAAACCAUGAUCCUCCAGCAUGACAGCAUCUUCCCCAGCCAAUCAGAACUGCCGGGCCCCGUUUACGAGAAACACAUGACUUUGGAGCAGGAGUACUGUGAACCAAUCACAGAAGAGGGAGAUGGGGAGACCGAGCAUCUGCCCAGUGAGGACGAAUGGGAGGCGGUGGCUAUGUUCGACUAUGUGGCAAGAUCCCCAGCCGAGCUUUCCUUCAAGCAGGGAGAGCCUCUCAUCCUUCACAGCAAGGCCUCUUGUGAUUGGUGGCGAGGAGAGGUGGGAGGGGUUAAGGGUCUCAUCCCUCACAAGUACAUCAGUGUGCUGGAAGGGUCAGAGCGAGGGAAAAGAGAAGAAGGAGGAGGAGGAGGAGGCAGCACUGGAAACCUGACAGCAGAAGAUCCACAGACAGAGAACACAACCCGGAUGCGGGUGAACAGCGAUAGUGCUUCACUGCCGGGGCGGCAGAGAGGAAGUGAGGGGAGCCCCAGUCGAAAGCCGCCCACCUCCCCCGCCACACGACACCUGCCAGUGUCUCAGGAGCGAAGACACACUUUGGACACUCUGAGACAGGGAAGCUUCAGACCCCCUGACAGACCUUCACUCAGUCAGGCAGAAAGAACACCAAUUGAUAAGGAGAUGAUCAGCCGUCAGAUGAACUCAGUGUUCAAGGAGCUCCUGUCUCGCCAGCCUCCGUUGCAGCCGUCCGGCCUGACUGCACCUGCUGCCCCUGCUCCUUCCUCCUCCUCGUUGUCCACCUCUUCCUCUCUUCCUCAGGCCGCCCCUGUUGCCAAAAAAGCAGGAUUCGGUCUCAGGGGACGGGCUCUUUUCAGACCGGUGGACUGAGAGCGAGGAGAGGACAACCGGGAAAUUAAUUCUUUGGCUAACAAUGAUGAUGAUCUCGCCGAUGCCGUUAUUUGCAUUAGGUGAAGAUCUUGAUUUUUUUUUUUUUUUUUUCUUUUUUUUUGACACGUGUAUAAUAAGUGCGUCUCUGCCAUCUCAUAGUGCCACUAUUCUCUGUGCUGUGUACGUCCAGUAUGUCUGGUUUGGUCUCUCUGUUUUUUGGGGUUUUGUUUUUGUGGUUGCUUUUUUGUUUUUGUUUUUUUUAAUGGUCUGGUCUGAUUUUGUUCUCCAUCCUUUUGAGGGUUUUGGAGAAUCAGGGAUGCGACUUCACCAGUGAUAUCACCAGACUGACUUUUAAAAGUGGUUGCCAUGAUACUAACUUUACAUCAACAACAGAAGACUAAAGCUGCCCCCUAGUGGCAGGUCUGAGAUCAGCUCGCACUCCUACUGUUUCUUUAUUUUAAAAAAGAAAACUGAUCUGGGGCCUGUGUCUAGGAGUGCCUUCACAUCUUUUCCUCUACAUUUUUAUUUCAUUUGAAAAGCUCUGAUAGGUUUAAAUUCUGCAUAUUACAAUAAAAAUGUGACCCAGGUCGACGUGUAUGAAACCCAAGGUGUUCAGUAUUAACAACAAAACACUGUCCCAUGCAGUCGUAGUUAAAAGAAAGUACACCCUCUUUCAGUUCUAAGUUUUUUGCAUCACUACAUAAUAAAAAUAAUCUGGACUUUAGCAGGUCUAAAAUUGAGUAAAUACGAUCUCAGAUGAAAUACAAAGCAUGACACAUUUUACUGUCAUUAUUUAUUAAGAAAAACUAAGCCAAAAUGAGGAGAACUGUGUGAAGAGCUAAGCACACCCUUACUGCUUCCAUAGGAAUUAAGAGGGUAAGUAACAGUCAGCUGCUGCUGAUCAGAUACACUUGAUUUACUGGUCAUCAGCAAGUCUGACCAUCAGCAAUGACUGCUAUCCAUCGGUCUGUGAAGGGUUGUGGUGCCACUUCAAAACAAUCUGCAGUGCAAAGGAUUGUUCACAAGUGAAGAACAUUCAGGAGUGGAUGUCCCAGCAAAUUCACCCCAUAGUCGGGUGGUGCAGUGCUCACAGAAACUGCAAAAAACCACAAAAGCUACAUUUCAGACAGACCCCAGUUAGCAUGUUAAAGUUGGUCACAGUCCAAUUAGAGAAAGACUGAACAAGUAUGGGUUGUUUGGAAGGGUUUCAGAGUUUCAUCUGAACAAACCAUGACACUUGUAGAACAAUGUUCUUUGGACAUAAGAGACCACAUGAAGGGGUUUUGGGCUUGGAAGUGUUUUGCAGCCACAGGACCUGGACACCUUGCAGUCAUUGAGUCGACCGUGAACUCCUCUGUAUACCAAAGUGUUCUAGAGUCAAAUGUGGGGCCAUCCGUCCAGCAGCUAAAGCUUGGCUGCGUCUGGGUCAUUCAACCAGACAAUGAACCCAAGCACAGCAGCAUAUCUACAACAGAAUGACUGAAAAAGAAAAGAAUCAAGGCAUUGGCCAAGUCAAAGUCCAGACCUCAACCCAACUGAAAUGCUGUGGAGGGACUUGAAGCGCUACGUAUUAACAAAAGCCGUCAAUGUUGUAAAGUGACUGAACCAAAAUUCCUCCACAACUAUGUGAGAGACUGAUAAUACAGAUUACUUCAAGUAAUUGCUGUUAAAGGUGCUUCUGCAAACUACUGAAUCAUGGGGUUCAGUGUGUUUUUCACACACUGCAUGGCAUAGUUUUAAAAAUAAAACCCCGGAAUAUGUCAUGCUGUUGUGCAUCUGAUCUAAUUUUAAGACCUGGUAAGGGCUAUAUCAUAUUUUUUAUUUUGUCCCGAUACAUAAAACCAGAGAACUGACAGAGGUGUAGUUUCUUUCUACCAUGGCUGUAAAUCAUAAUUGGAAUAAAGUGUGUAAAAUAACCGAGCUACUGACGAAAGUAUAAAAUGAUUAAAUGUGUUGUUUUUCCUGAAGAACAUUGUUAGAAUCAUAAUGUGGCAGAAAUAACACCAGCUAACUGUUUAACUGGUUAACGUUAAUUUUGCUGUCCACCCUGUCUUUUCAGCUGACUCGUUUUGGUGAACCACAUCCUAGGCAGGUAGUUUUUGUAGCUUUUCUAAGCUAUGUGAAACAUAUUUGUAGGAGUGGCAGCAGCUCAUGUAGAAUUACUUUGAUAAUGAUGUUGGUCUUGCUAGCAGCUAACAGGUUAGCCCCGCUGGCUGUUGAGCGCACUGCUUUAGUCUGGUAGCAUAUAGCUAAAAUGGCUGGUGAAGACAGCUCUGUCAUUAAACAGUUUAUCUGAGAAAAAGAAAUGAAUUUAAAAUGAUUUUUUUAAUGCAAUAUUUUGAAUGAAUACCGAACACUUUGAGACUCCGCGAGGUCAGCGCUUGUGUCCGCAUAGCAUGAUGUUGUGUUGGAACACAAAGAAGAAAAAAAACAUUCCCCUUCAUAUGUGACAUGGCCUGAUGUGUUGGCCAAAUCUCAGGGCUUUUGCAGAGUUAAAGACGGGCUAACUCAGGUUUGGCUUCGAAGGAAUAAGAAUGAGUUUUCUCUCAGGUCUUAGGUCGGCUUUGCUCUUCAGCUGGAAACUGUGCCCUAGUCCCAAGAGCCAAAAUGGUCCCUAUAUCAGAGAGGUGUCUUUCUCUGGUUUAAACUGUGAACACCACGGCGCCAUGUUGGCGCCACAAUUGAAAAUCUUCUCUCAUUCAUCUACACAUUUUGGGCCCCCUUUGUCGUGUUUAUGGAGCCAUCAUAGGCUCUAUAAAAGAUGGACGCAGCUACCGUCUUGGUUGCAGAAACCAGGUGUGAUGAAGAGCAUGAAAUUGCUUGACAACUUGUUAGCCAAUGAACAAGCAGAAAAUACCACCGCUAAUCCUCCUUUUUGAAACAUGGUAUAACCAAGAUUUUCAAAAAAUAGAUUAAAUUUUUUUUCUUUAUUCAGUGUGCCCCAAAGUGAGUGACUAAGAUGCAGCAGCAAAGUGUUUUUUUUUUUAGGCACCGCUUCAUUGGCUUCAAUUUUCCGACCAGAAAGCUGCAUCCAUCUUUUUUACUGUCUGUGGGCGCCAUCCACAUGUCCCAUUCAAAUGUCCCGCAGUGAGGCGAACAGCUCCUUUGACUCUAAAAGCAUUUUCAAAUCUUCCUACAUACAUCAUCUCCCAUCUGUUGUGUUUCAGUACUGGAAAUAUGAAAGAAGAGUAGUUUAGUUCUCCUUUCUUUUAUUGAUUCUGCAUCUAUGGUUAAAACACCCUGUUGUUCUGGAUCACUGUUUGAUGAUGUCACUAAAUUUACUGCGUCCAACUGUAUAUGUGGUUAAAAAAUAAAUAAUAAAGAUGACAAAGUGAA
Archocentrus centrarchus (flier cichlid) is the source of this 6633-nucleotide messenger RNA. RefSeq names its product SLIT-ROBO Rho GTPase-activating protein 3-like. Gene Ontology annotation, biological process: signal transduction. The transcript is spliced from 24 exons. The record is from RefSeq and is a predicted model, not a curated record. Gene Ontology annotation, molecular function: protein binding. The coding region runs from base 463 to 3297 and encodes 944 amino acids. NCBI's taxonomy places the organism in Eukaryota, Metazoa, Chordata, Actinopteri, Cichliformes, Cichlidae.